CUGCUCCCGGGGGGCUCGCAGCUCCUCCAGCACACGCUGCACUUCCAGGCCCCGGCCCCGCUGCUGGGGGCGCUGCGGGCGCUGCCCCCCCCCGCUCUCCUCGCCCUGGCCCGGGCCCCCCCCGGACCCCGACUUUGGGGGGCGCUGCUGGGAUCCCCCUGCGUGCCCGGAGCCCUCCGACAGCGCCUCCUGCGGCGCCUUCAGGGGCACUGGGCGGCCCUCGCCUGCCACCGCAGCGGCAGCCGCGUCCUCGAGGCCGCGUGGGCCUCGGCCUCCGGCCCCACACGGGAGGUCAUCGCCAGUGAGCUGGCCGCCCAGCAGGGGGCGCUGCAGCGCGACCCCUACGGCCGCCGCGUCGCUCGCGCCAUCGACCUGGAGCACUUCCUGCGCCGGCGGCCAUCUUGGAGGACCAAGCCCCGCCCCCCAGCACCGCUCUGGCCCCACUCGUCUGCUCUGGAGGACUGA
This is a messenger RNA of Pezoporus occidentalis (night parrot), 465 nucleotides long. RefSeq names its product NOP9 nucleolar protein (gene NOP9). Gene Ontology annotation, molecular function: RNA binding. The record is from RefSeq and is a predicted model, not a curated record. Lineage: Eukaryota; Metazoa; Chordata; Aves; Psittaciformes; Psittacidae. The annotation marks the transcript as partial. The transcript has 3 exons. Gene Ontology annotation, biological process: endonucleolytic cleavage in ITS1 to separate SSU-rRNA from 5.8S rRNA and LSU-rRNA from tricistronic rRNA transcript (SSU-rRNA, 5.8S rRNA, LSU-rRNA); ribosomal small subunit export from nucleus; endonucleolytic cleavage in 5'-ETS of tricistronic rRNA transcript (SSU-rRNA, 5.8S rRNA, LSU-rRNA). Gene Ontology annotation, cellular component: 90S preribosome; preribosome, small subunit precursor; nucleolus.